Messenger RNA from Mirounga angustirostris (Northern elephant seal), 4621 nucleotides. RefSeq names its product radixin (gene RDX). Gene Ontology annotation, molecular function: actin binding; cell adhesion molecule binding. The transcript has 17 exons. The record is from RefSeq and is a predicted model, not a curated record. Gene Ontology annotation, biological process: regulation of cell shape; regulation of organelle assembly; positive regulation of protein localization to early endosome. NCBI's taxonomy places the organism in Eukaryota, Metazoa, Chordata, Mammalia, Carnivora, Phocidae. The coding region runs from base 487 to 2256 and encodes 589 amino acids. Gene Ontology annotation, cellular component: microvillus; apical part of cell; filopodium.
GGUGGUGGCGGCGCGUCUCGUCUCCGGCGGCCCGGCGCUUCCCAGCGCCGCCUCUCCCUCCCUGCCGCGGCCGCGACGCCCGGCGCCCCGCGCAGCGCCCCGGCCGCGCUUGGGGCGGGAAGGAGCCGCCCGCUCUCAGGUCUGGCUGCAGCAGGACUAGCAUGCCAUCCAUACGGCCGUACCCAGAGAAAUGGGAAGGACUCUCCUUUCCAGAAGCCCCCCAGCAGAUGUCUUCGUCUCAUAGGCUGGGAUUGGGAUAUAUUCCAUACCUAACUAGUCACUGAGAAGAAAGGAAGACACUGAAAGACAGUGAUUUCAAGAUGAAUCAGUUAGAGAUGGAAACCCAGGACAUGUAUCUCGGGAGAAGAUAAAGUUUAACAUUGGUCUCAAGGACAACUCUAAAUUUCAGUGAAGGCCACCAGCUUGCUGGUGACAUCAGAAUUCAUAAAAGAAUUUUUAAAGAAGGUGAUCAAAAAGAGAAGGACAAUGCCGAAACCAAUCAACGUAAGAGUAACCACCAUGGAUGCUGAGCUGGAAUUUGCCAUUCAGCCCAAUACUACUGGGAAACAGCUUUUUGACCAGGUGGUGAAAACAGUUGGUUUACGUGAGGUCUGGUUUUUUGGGCUGCAGUAUGUGGACAGCAAAGGUUAUUCUACAUGGCUUAAACUAAAUAAAAAGGUGACACAGCAAGAUGUUAAAAAAGAGAAUCCUUUACAGUUCAAAUUUAGAGCUAAAUUCUUUCCUGAAGAUGUUUCUGAGGAAUUAAUUCAAGAAAUAACCCAGAGACUUUUCUUCUUGCAAGUUAAGGAAGCCAUCUUGAAUGAUGAGAUAUAUUGUCCGCCAGAAACUGCAGUUCUUUUGGCUUCCUAUGCUGUCCAAGCCAAGUAUGGAGAUUAUAAUAAAGAGAUUCAUAAACCAGGCUACCUGGCUAAUGAUAGACUCCUACCCCAGCGAUUUUUUUUUUCUUACAGUGUUUUGGAACAACACAAACUGACAAAAGAACAGUGGGAAGAAAGAAUACAGAACUGGCAUGAAGAACACAGAGGAAUGCUGAGGGAGGAUUCUAUGAUGGAAUACCUGAAGAUUGCCCAAGAUCUAGAAAUGUAUGGAGUCAACUAUUUUGAAAUAAAAAAUAAAAAGGGAACCGAAUUGUGGCUAGGCGUUGAUGCUUUGGGUCUGAAUAUUUAUGAGCAUGAUGACAAGUUAACACCAAAAAUUGGUUUUCCUUGGAGUGAAAUCAGAAAUAUUUCAUUUAAUGACAAAAAAUUUGUUAUAAAGCCGAUCGACAAAAAGGCACCUGAUUUUGUUUUUUAUGCACCUCGUCUGAGAAUCAAUAAACGCAUUUUGGCUUUAUGUAUGGGAAACCAUGAACUAUACAUGCGAAGAAGAAAGCCUGAUACUAUUGAAGUGCAGCAGAUGAAGGCUCAGGCGAGGGAGGAGAAACAUCAGAAGCAGUUGGAAAGGGCACAACUAGAGAAUGAAAAGAAGAAGAGGGAGAUAGCAGAAAAGGAGAAGGAAAGGAUAGAGCGGGAAAAGGAGGAGCUGAUGGAGCGGCUGCGGCAAAUUGAAGAGCAGACGGUGAAAGCCCAGAAAGAACUAGAAGAACAGACUCGAAAAGCUCUGGAACUGGACCAGGAACGAAAGCGAGCAAAGGAAGAAGCAGAAAGGCUUGAAAAGGAACGUCGAGCUGCUGAAGAAGCCAAGUCUGCUAUCGCAAAACAAGCUGCCGACCAGAUGAAGAAUCAGGAACAACUGGCAGCAGAACUUGCUGAAUUCACUGCCAAGAUUGCACUUCUAGAAGAAGCCAAGAAGAAGAAGGAAGAGGAAGCUACUGAAUGGCAACACAAGGCUUUUGCAGCCCAGGAAGAUUUGGAAAAGACUAAAGAAGAACUAAAAACUGUGAUGUCUGCCCCCCCUCCACCUCCACCACCACCAGUCGUUCCUCCAACAGAAAAUGAACACGAUGAGCAUGAUGAGAAUAAUGCUGAAGCUAGCGCUGAAUUAUCAAAUGAUGGGGUGAUGAACCACCGAAGUGAAGAGGAACGUGUAACAGAAACUCAAAAAAAUGAGCGUGUUAAGAAGCAACUCCAGGCACUAAGUUCAGAAUUAGCCCAAGCCAGAGAUGAAACCAAGAAGACACAAAAUGAUGUUCUUCACGCUGAGAAUGUUAAAGCGGGCCGUGAUAAGUACAAGACUCUGCGGCAGAUCCGACAAGGCAACACCAAGCAGCGGAUUGAUGAGUUUGAAGCCAUGUGAGAGCUGUUAUUUUGCAUACAUGUUCUGCAUAAGCUGAACCACCAACAGAGAAAAGCAGGCCUUUGCAGAUGUGAUGGAACGCAUCCCACCUUGCCAAAGCCCUGACACCAGUUGACUGUGGUGGCUAAAGACGUCCUUGAGGGGAGUGCUUCAGCAUUAAGGCAGUGUGGCGUCAUGCUUGAUUUUCUGUUCCUUUGGGGCCAGGGAGUGGAGGACAGCGUUCCAUCGCCUCCUGUCACAUUUUCAGUUUCCAUUGUUUUUUUCUGUUGGAGACUAAUACUAAGGAUCAUGUCUGACAAAUGUGUAUGUGUGAUUUCAGCACUUUGUACAGGUCAAAGGUUGAUGGUGACUUAAUGAGCGUUUAGCUAGAGUGCUGUGUUUUCUUUUGCCCCUUCCAUAUUCUGCGUGUAUUUCCACAUUCUGUCUCACUCAUAUUUCCUUGGCGUGCACUUCUCCUGUCUUGCUGUGCUGAUAGCCAUGAUUCUGCUAUCAUACAGAUCACUGGCUUGGUUAAAAUGAGGGUAGACAACAGGGUAGACAGUCUUUGAUAAUUGUGUAGAAGACAGCCAUGAAUCAUGAAAAGGAUUAGAAUAUUUAACAGUGUAUCAUGCAGCUGGUGGUUAAUGUUUUUAAGUCCCAAUUUAAUUAUAUUAUUGGAUAUUUGAUAUUUGCUUACUUAAUUACAGUCAUCUUUGAGAGCUGAACUGAUUGGUGUUUCAUCUCCUGUCAUCCUUUGGUUCACAAAGGUGUAGACAGCAGGUAGUAGUUAGCCGAGGAGAAUUUAUUGAUGUAACACUACCUGCAAAUAAUAAUUGUCUCUGGAAGAUUAAAAAGUCCGUUCUUUCAUAGACUGAUUUAGACAGAUGUUUAAUUAAAAAAAAAUCAUUUGUUGGUAAUUUAUUGUAAUCAUUUAAAAAGAAAACCCUGGACCUUUCUGGAAGGGCAGCAUAUGAAAACAUGAGUCCCAAAGAGGGAACAGUAUUACUACCUCACUACUACACCUGUGGUGACUGGUUGUUCCGACCCAGUGGAGUAUUUCUGAGAUUUCUUUUCCUUCAGAAUAUCUUAGAGUGCUAAAUUUUUAACUGCCUUUUUGUUGAGCUUAGUUGUGGGACUCUGAUUUAUAUUAAAAUUGUAAGCUCUUGCUGGUAUACUAUCUUCCUGGAGGGGUGUUGUAUGUCCGAGGGAGAGAGAGAGAGAGAGUGUGUGUGUGUGUGUGUUGAGAGAGAGAUUUGCCCUUGUAGCAUAUGAACGUCUCUACCUUCAUUUCUUGAUAUAAUUGUUACAUAGUCAUUUUAGCAGAUUUGGUUCCUAAAUCAUUGUUUAUUUUUUUCAUUCUCUAACUAAAAAUACUUAAAUUUGGUUUGUUAAUCCUAUUUUAGAAAUUAUAAUUUUAGGUUAUAUUGAGUUCAGUUAUGUCUUAAGAAAUCUUUCCAGUUUGAAAGAUGUUCUAAUAUUCACCUGUUCUAAUAUUUUCUUCAUUGUAAAACAUCUAGACUUGGAGAUAAGGAAAGCCUUGUUUUCUCUGUGUGGUUCAGCUCCUUUUCAUUUGGUAUUAUGCAGUCAAAUUUACAUUUAUCUAUUAAAAUUGCCAUUUUGUUAAGCAUUUUUCAUGCACAGUAGAUUCAAGUUGUGUCUGAAAAUAUCUCUUGUGCUUUUUUGAUUUUGCUGACUAUAAAAGGAUUAAUCUGGGCAGACAUAUGAAAAGGAAAGGUUUCAUUUAAUAUAUUUUUUGGGACUUUGUAGGACAAAAGAUAACUGGUUAAUAACCUUGAAGUGACUGUUGUAUGGUGGUUGUGCACAUGCUUCAGAAGACUGCGGAAGAGAAUAUUUCUCCUUGUAGCACAUUAGAAGAAUAGAUGGUGAACUCUGCUUUUCAUGCUUCAAAGCAUAAGUGUUCACUUUUCCAAAGCAUCAAAGCCAUUGCCAUAAUAAGUGACAACUUGGACCGCCAUUGGAUUUUUAUUAAUUUUCUACAUUUUGAAUUGUGUGCACUACCAUUGCUACAUCAGUUUGAUAUCAGUGUUGAAAAACUACCAGUUAUAUUUGCUGUUUAUAAUCUAUUUGUAGAUUAGGAUUAAAAUGGAUAUAAUCCAUUUUUAAAGCUGUGUGAAUUUUUCUAAACAGGAGCAACUAUUUGCAAUAUGGGUUUUCAUAGUGAUUAAACCAGUUAUAACUCUUAUUAGUUGAGAGCACAUGUUCAUAUAGCAAUGUAAAAUAUAUUAAUGAGUAUUUGAUAAAUUCCAACAGGCUUUUACCAUUAGCAUAAUUUUGUGUUGUACAAUUAAGUUACCGUUACAUCUAUAAUUUUGGAUAACAUUCAUUGGUUAACAAUAAAGUGACAAAAGCUCAUGCCUUCAAGGUC